AUGGCCGUCGCCCAACCUCGGCCGUAUCGGCGCAUUUUGACAUCAGCGCUGCACCGGCGGUUUGUUCAUGCAUCUGCAUUGGCUUUACUGGUUUGCUAUGGCAUAGCAAUUGCCAUUGGCAGCAAAACAUCAUUCUUCUGGUCAUGGUUUCCUAUCGGCUCUUGUGGUGUUCGCACCGUCCUUCUCUUCGUCACUUCUCUUUGCGUCUUCGUCCUUCGUGUCGGUCAAAUGCACCUCGGGUCAAGAACCACCCCAUCUUCUCUCAGCACAUUGCGAUAUCUCUUCCCUCUUCAAGUGGCGCAAACCUUUGCCUGGUAUCUUUUCUCGGCUUGGUGGUUUACUGAGAUUUACGUAUGGUCCUCUACAACCGGGGCUCACUUGGAAAUGGUGAAGCGCGGCAGACCACAUGAACGUCCGCACCUGAACGAACGACCCAUUUACAUUCAUACCUACCACUUAAUCCUAGCAUGCGUUCAAUCGGUGUUCCAUCUGUACUACGACUACGACAGUGUACCUAUUCCGGUUGUCAAGCGCGCGCAAAAUGCAGACGAUCAGCGAACACACCCCGUUCCCCCGACAUCGAAACAUAUCCAGAGUAUCUUGCCACAGAUGAUUAUCACCGGUCUUACGAGAAGUGCCAUCGUUGCAGGCGUCACUCCUGUGGUGUAUCAAUUGUUCCUUCGCCAAAGCGCAUGGAGCUGGUCGUUGUACUUCGCAAAGCUCUUCUGGAACUUUCCUCGCUCUGCCUCAGAACCCGACUCGUUCCUCCCUCCUGGAUUUCUGUUUUUGAUUGUUCGGUCUCUAUUCUCGGGCUCUAUGCUUGUUCUGUGCUGGCAAUCAACUAACCUCUUUUUCUCUGUUUUCAUUGGAAAGGAGCCCCUGAAGCGUGGGCAACCACUUACCAUGGAAGCUAAGGAUCCCAAUGGUAGUCUUCUUAACGGCCUCAAGGCAAAGAAACCCAUUGUGAAAGCAUUCGCUCUAUGGGAGCUCGGCCUCAUCAGCCAACGGCUUCCCGAGCGCCGUAAGGCUAUAUUCAACGAGAUCGACCGCGAUAACGGCACAACUUGGUCGCAGAUCUCGGAAUGCCUGUUAGAAGUUAUCAAGGACAUCACUGCGCGCAUUGAUGCGAGCAAGGCCCCUGCCCCUGUUCCUAAACAGUCAACCCCAGCUCCAGCUUUCCAGCCGACUCUUCAGACUCUGCCGAGAAUCACAGACGCUCCAAAGAGUGAAAAUGUAUUUGCUGCCUCCCCCAGGGCAAGCUCACGUCAAGACAAAUUCGGAGAGGCGUUUGGGGCCGCCGCCAAAUCGUAUGGCCAAUCGGCAGACUGGACACCUCAAGCACGAGCGCGCGCCCGUCAAGUUUUUGACCAAGCCUCAUCCGCUGUGCUUAGCCCUGAGCGUAAACAAAAACUCAUUGCUUCAUCUGAGGAGCUCAAGCUACUUGCUGCAGGGCCCCCGGCCACAUAUAAACCUGAAAAUGUUCACCCAGUUCUAGCACAGUUCCUUCGGUCACCCAUCGGCCAGCCUCUUCGUCAAUCCUAUGCUCGGCGCGCAACCAACAUUGUACUCGGUUCUCCUGACUCUUCUUUGACUGCAAUCGUCGAUGCGGUCGAUUCUCUGACUCGUCUCCUGGUUGCCAGUCUGGCGGAAGACCAGUACGGCAAGGUUCAAGCUGAUGUUCCAUCUGCUGUUCGUCUACUCACAGAUACGAUUGUCUCCCUAGAGGGAUUUGUUCAUCAAGGUGGAUUGGAUGCCCACUGGACUGAUGUCAAUUUCCCUCCUUCGAGUAAUCCUGCCGCUCAGGCAGAGGCCCGUCGCGUCCCAGAGAUCGAGCUUGUCUUGGAUACACUGAAGAGCGGCUUAACAGACCUGUUAUCCGCUUUCAAGCCAUACCUGCGAGCCAUUGGACUUUCAAGUAAGGACCUGAGGCUAGCCAAGGAGGCUGCUGGAGUUGAUGCGGAGGAAUAG
Penicillium malachiteum is the source of this 1968-nucleotide messenger RNA. RefSeq names its product nucleoporin NDC1. Gene Ontology annotation, cellular component: spindle pole body; nuclear pore transmembrane ring. Gene Ontology annotation, biological process: spindle pole body localization; nuclear pore organization. Gene Ontology annotation, molecular function: spindle pole body-nuclear membrane anchor activity. The transcript has 3 exons. Lineage: Eukaryota; Fungi; Ascomycota; Eurotiomycetes; Eurotiales; Aspergillaceae. The record is from RefSeq and is a predicted model, not a curated record. Bases 1 to 1968 code for a protein of 655 amino acids.